AGUGGAGGAAUCGACGGUCCCUGAGCGCACACUGUCUGCGGGAGAGUACCGAGCACCACUCUCGGGAAAGGGAAAUAACGGUUUCUUCUUUUCCUCGCCUCCCCGUCUGCGAUCUAACUGCACGAAAAAAAACGAUCCUGAUUCCGGGAAAAGGGGGGCUACUACUACUACUACACCUUAUUGUUCCUAAGAGGUGGAGAGGGAAGCGAGGGAUCGGAGCUGCAAGUUUCCCCCCCUCUCUCUGUCUCUCUCCGCUUUUCUUUAUUUGUUUUCUCCACAGCCCCCCCAAAAAAGGGAUUCUGUAUUCGGGCUCGUUUGUGUUCCGCUCUCGCCGCAAAGAUGAUGGUCGGAGAGGUCGAAGUCAAGGAGCGACCGAGGCCGAGUCCGGACUAUUUGAUGCAGUUGUUGAACGAGAAGAAGCUCAUGACCAGUUUGCCAAAUCUCUGCGGCAUCUUCACGCACCUGGAGCGGCUUCUCGAUGAAGAGAUCAACAGAGUGCGCAAACACAUGUACAGCGACACAGUGAAUGGCCUUGUGGAGAGACACCCCUUAGAGCUGCCAGAGCCUGCGGGACCCGUGGUCUACUUGCAGGAAAAACUGUUCGUGCCUGUCAAAGAGUACCCAGACUAUAACUUUGUGGGUAGAAUCCUGGGCCCUCGGGGACUCACGGCCAAACAGUUGGAAGCAGAGACGGGAUGUAAAAUCAUGGUGCGAGGCAAGAGCUCCAUGCGAGACAAAAAGAAGGAGGAGCAGAACAGAGGGAAGCCAAACUGGGAGCACCUAAACGAAGAGCUCCAUGUCCUGAUCACAGUGGAGGACACGCAGACCAGAGCCGAGAUUAAGAUGAGGAGAGCCGUCGAGGAAGUAAAGAAGCUCCUUGUACCAGCUGCAGAGGGUGAAGACAAUUUGAAGAAGAUCCAGCUAAUGGAGUUGGCCAUUCUCAACGGAACAUACAGAGACAACAACAUCAAAGCUCCCACCCUUGCGUUCUCUCUUGCAGCGGCGGCAGCAGCCGCUCAGGGACCCCGCCUCAUAGCGACGCCCACAGGUCAGAUGUUGCCUCACCAGGCGCUACGGCCCCCAACUCCUGCCGGGGGCCCAAUCAUGAACCUCAUCCGGCCCUCACAGAUGGCUGCCAUGCUACCCAAUGGCACCCCCACUCUGGUGCCGCCCACGCCCGACGGUGGGCUCAUCUACACCACCCCUUAUGAUUACCCCUACGCCCUGGCACCCACCUCCCUGCUGGAGUACCCCAUCGAGCACAGUGGGGUUCUAGGUAAGCGAGCCUGGGGGAGCAUGAGUGCGGCGGGUACGGCGGCCAGCUUUAGCCAGCCCGGACCUGAGGGCAGCUUGUUUUACCCCGGAUUUGGGGUGCUGGACACGGCUUCCAUGAGCCACUGUCAAGACUUGUUGAAAGGUGCAAUGGCUACUAAAGUGAGACGGCAUGACACGCGGGUCCAUCCUUACCAAAGGAUUGUGACCGCUGACAGAGCCGCCACCGGCAACUAACACAUGACCUUCUGACCUCUGAACUCUUCACCCAAUGACGAGCCGCCCCAAGCCUGCCUGCUGAUCAGUUAACUGGUAAUUUGCCUUUCGCUAGCCUCUCGGACGCAAGUGACAGAGAGAGAGAAAGAGAGAGAACUUGAGGGAGGCGCCUACCCUAACAAAAUCUUCACACAAACAUGACAAAAAGUUGUGUAAUACUCCAUUAUUAUUUUUGGUUUUCUUUUGACCCCCCCCCCCCCCUUCAUUGAGUUUAGUUCCCAUUCUUUCUCUUUCUUUUUCUUCAUGAGUCACAAAGCGGGUGGGAUGUUUGUGGUGUUAAUCAUAAAUGUGCACUGAAGUUUAAUAGCAAUAAGAUGCCAACCAGAAUCCACCUGUACCCGUGUGGGGGGGAUCAUCUAUUUUGGGUUUAGAAUGGCAACACAAUGCCCCUCAAAAAAGAAAGGAGGCUCGGGUGAUGUCUACUGUAGCCCACCCACCCCAGAAAGAAAAAGAAGGAAAGAGAACUCUUAACUCUUAACUUGGAUUUUCUGUCAACAUGUUAGCGUGCUGACACAUUCUGGGUGUGCCGCCCUUUUAGCCUUUCCCCCAAACAGCUUUCUGUCUGAUUGUUUAAACAAACGCAUGGCUGUCACAAUUGCAAACAAUACGCUUUGUUCAUUUUUUGUUGUUAUAAUCUGUGUGUUUUAUUUUUUGGGGGAAUCUGCGCUUAAUUUCCUGUUCACAUGUUUUUGUUGUUGUUGUUGUUGUUUUACUUGAUGCAAGCAGUGGGGGCGGGUGUUUGUUUUUUUCUUUUUUUUUCUUUUUUUUCUGUCACACUAAAGAAGCAGGCUGCUAAAGCUAAAAUGGGAUGGUUAUAAUUUGGGAUGAAGGGUUUAUGUGUGCGUGUGUGUGCUUUCUUUUAAACAUUUUUGUGUUUUUCUUUCAAGUACUAUCAUGAAAGUAAGGUGUUAUGAGGUUUUGGGGCACCCCCCCACCCCCGCCCCUGCUGUCCCUAUUCACACUAUAUCCAUUUAACAGUGCCUGAUGCAUUUAGAACAAAAAAAAAAUCUCAAUGAGUUUGCUUAAGCUGUGAUCAAAAAAGACAAAAAAAAACCAAGUAUUAAGUGUGCAUAUUUAGCCAAAGGAUUUUCCUAUGAAUUAUUACUACUAUUAUCAAUCUGCAAUUAUGCAUCUGUCUCGCAGAGGGCUCGUUGUGGUUUUAAAAGUUUGCAACGGUGUGAAUUUGUGGUGCCUGCCUUCAGCUGGAUGAGACAACCAGUCCGAUAGCGUUUUCAUUUGAUUUUUGUUGUUUUUAUUUUUCCUGAGAUGCAGAAGAAUAACAUUAUUAGAUUGUUGUAAUUGAUAGAAAAAAAGGGCACUCACUUUUAUUUUUCCUUAUGACACAUUGCCAAUUUUUUUUACCCAUUUUUUUAUUUUUUACAAUUAUAUUUGGCCAAUUUAUUUACAUCGGAACAUGCCAACCUGAAAGCGCAUCCACAAUGUGUCACACCUCUCCCACCCUUUUUACAAGCUCUUUUGUUGAACUCUCUCAAGAAAAAAAAUAGGAUGUGAAAGCCAUGCCUGCCUGUUUAAAUUGCUUUAUACAUACGUCUUUAUAUAUAUAUAUAUAUAUAUAUAUAUAUAUAUAUAUAUAUAUAUAUAUAUAUAUAUAUAUAUAUAUAUAUAUAUAUAUAUAUAUAUAUAUAUAUAUAUAUAUAUAAAUGUAGAUACGCCAUUGCAUAUAUAAAUACAGAAGCGAACAAAAAAAAUGGAUGAUUUUACAGGGUGCUGGUUUAGAGAGAAAAGAAAAAAAAAUCUAUUUUUGGCUAUUUUAGCUUUUGAUACUUUACUUGCAGAUACAAAAUCAGAAGGAAAAACAAAAACAAAAAAUGAAUGAGAAAGUGCAAAUGCUGUUUGCCUGGAUUUGACUGGAAGGAAGUGUUUUAAAAUGAACAAAUCAAAACAAAAGAAAAACAAAAAAAAGUGCCUUAACAAGAGUGGUCUCUGUUUUUUCCGAGUAGUCCGGUUGUGUUUAGUAAGUAAAAAAGAUAAAAAACCCAGCACCCACCCGAGAUGGCGCAGCAGGGCGAAACGGCUCGUGUUUUUUGGCCGUCGUCGUUGUUACUCUAUGCAACCAGAAUUAGCUAACCAGCUAACUAUGUGCCAUGUUUUUUUGUCUUCCUCAGAUUACUUUUCUUGUUACUUGACAGCCCUUUACUCUGCUGUAUGAGCAGGCUCCUGAAUUUAAAGAAUCAUAUGAAUUUUUUAUUUUUUUUUGCGUGUGCGCGUGACUUAACUUCCUAGAAGAAACGGAGCUGCCGGUAGCAAUGUAGUAAGACGCAUUGAGUCGAUCGUGAGCUGAGAAAAAUACAUUGACAGUGUUUGUUUCGACGACGAUUUGACCGUUAAAUCGUGAAACAACGUCACAAUAUCAAUAUCACCAUUAUUAGCGUUUCCGUUCAUGGCUUUCUCAUCAAGCCGUUAUGCCGAAAGGUCAAUGAAAUUCUCUCUUUUUUCAGUGUUAUUAGUGGCAUAUUAUUUAGAAAUUGAAAUGCAAUAUUAAAAGCGGAGAUGGCUAUUCAGCAGCAUUUGACAGUAUUAGGAGAAGUCGCUCCGCGAUGUUACGCGCUACAGUGUCGUCGUGUUGGCGGUCCAGCCGAUGGAAAAGUUGAAAGACGUUACAGACCGUAUUCUCUUCUCUUGGCCUGCCUAUUACACAUGUAUGAUAAUGUAAUUAACAGCCAUUGUUACAGGUUUAUAAUGUAUUUUUCUAAUCUCAUUUUAUAUGUAUAUUAAUCAUGUUUCUGAGUGCUUUUUUAUGACCUCCCCGUCCCCCAAACCUUUCCUUCUCCUUCCCUUGCCCCCACAACCCCUCCACUUUUUUAAGUGUCUGGUGGGGAGUGUUGCCUUUUUCCCCCCCCUGUUAAAAAUUAUAUUUUGUUUUCAUGCCCAGCUUGUUUAACUCAUUAGCGACUUGAUUAGUUUUUUUCUUGUCAUAAGUAUUUUUACAUGCUUGCCAUUUAGUUUUCAUGGUGUAUGCUGUUUUUGUUUUUUUUCUUAUUAACCUCUUGGCAUUUAUUUUAAUAAAACAUUCUUAGUAAGAAUUUUA
Molecule: messenger RNA, 4597 nt
Organism: Entelurus aequoreus (snake pipefish)
Lineage: Eukaryota; Metazoa; Chordata; Actinopteri; Syngnathiformes; Syngnathidae
Gene: qkia
Product: QKI, KH domain containing, RNA binding a
Exons: 8
Coding region: 340-1509 (389 amino acids)
Biological process (GO): regulation of mRNA splicing, via spliceosome
Cellular component (GO): nucleus
Molecular function (GO): mRNA binding
Source: RefSeq, a predicted model, not a curated record